AUGUCCAGUCCCAGCGCCUAUCAGAGACUCGUGCAGAGGGUAGCCUCGAGAUUGCCGGAUAAGGCGCGCGAAGUGUUUCUCCAUCCGGCUGGGCCAACGACGAUCUUCUUCUGGGCACCGACGUUCAAGUGGGGACUGGUGAUAGCGGGUAUCGGCGACAUCAAUCGACCCGUCGAGAACAUCUCGCUCAGCCAGACCUUCAGCCUCAUGAUGACCGGCUUAAUAUGGUCGAGAUACUCGCUGGUCAUCAUACCGAAGAAUUACAAUCUGCUGAGCGUCAACGCGUUCGUGGCGCUGACGAACGUUUACAAUUUCACGAGGGGAUACAUGUACCAAGUGCAACAGCAGCAGCAAGGAGAUCCGAAGAAGAGAGAUAAAAAAAAAUAAAAUUCUUUUUUUACAAUG
This is a messenger RNA of Trichogramma pretiosum, 405 nucleotides long. Its product is annotated as mitochondrial pyruvate carrier 2-like. Gene Ontology annotation, biological process: pyruvate import into mitochondria. Gene Ontology annotation, cellular component: mitochondrial inner membrane. Gene Ontology annotation, molecular function: pyruvate transmembrane transporter activity. The transcript is spliced from 3 exons. The record is from RefSeq and is a predicted model, not a curated record. Lineage: Eukaryota; Metazoa; Arthropoda; Insecta; Hymenoptera; Trichogrammatidae. Bases 1 to 387 code for a protein of 128 amino acids.